AAAGUAGGCGGUCUGUCGAGCCUUGCCUCGUUCCUGCAUUUCACUGAGGUGUGGGUCAGACGCCACGCGCGGAACGUCAGACGCCAGCGAGCCGCAGGACGAGGUACAGAGGCAGUUAGACUGACCCUGACUGAAGCUAAUCACAUAUUGCACUGCAGCACAACGAGUGUUUUAUCAUCCUCACAGAGCACUAGAGAGUUUACAUCUUGUGUUAAACUCGUGUAAACUGCUUUAAGUGACUGUCAAAUGGAGAUCAGCUGUGCCAUGGACUGGCUUUUGCCUGCCUCUUUAUUCUUGCUGGUUGUCCUGCUCGCAUAUAUAUAUGGCACGUGGACAUUUUCAACCUUUACCAGGAACGAGAUUCCAGGACCACCCCCUCUCCCAUUCUUCGGACAUGUGCUGGAAUUUCGGAGAAAGGGUAUCUUUGAUUGUGUUCGAACCUGGAGAAAAAAGUAUGGGAAGAGCUUCGGAAUCUACAUGAUGAGACAACCACUGCUGCUCACCUGUGAUUUGGACAUCGCGAAGGAAGUUUUUAUCAAAGACUUCGCAAACUUUACAAAUCGGGGGAAUAAGAGGGCAGACACUUUUACCUACCCGUUGAACCUCAGCCUGCCUUUUACUGAGGAUAACACAUGGAGGCGGUUACGCCACACCAUGACACCGACAUUCAGCACCGGCAAGUUAAAACUGAUGGCUCCCUGCAUCGCUCGAUGUUGUGAAAAUCUGUCACGUGCUCUGCUCAGAAUAACUGAGAAGCAAGAACUUGUGGAUGUCAAAAGGGUUUUUGGGGCCUACACCAUAGAUGUCAUUGCCGGAACCGCAUUCGGGCUGGAGACAGAUAUGCUGACCAAUGAGAAUGAGGCCUUUGUGCAGUGUGCCAUGCAGAUGAUAAGAAAACAAUCCUCUCUUGGCUUGCGAAUAGCAUUUUUCAUGCUUUUUCCGUUCAUCGGACGAUUCCUAAGGUUCGCAGGUCUAACAAAAUCUUCCUCAGAAGAUCACAUGAUCCAUUUUAUUGACAAAAUCAUACAAGAAAGGAGGAAUAACGGCGGCAGUGACCGAAAUGACUUCAUUCAGCUUCUUCUUGAAGCGGAGGCCUCAGAAAAGGACAUUGCGCUAAUCCUCAAGAUAGACUGCACGCAAAUACUGAUUGAUCGCCAUUCUUUGUCAGAAAUGACGAAGGAUGAAAUUAUCGCACAAGGUGUGACCAUCAUCAAUGCAGGCUACGAGACGACGGCAACAACUCUACACUUUAUGGUGUACUUGCUGGCACUCAAUCCUGACAAACAGGAAAAACUCUACGACGAGAUCAUGAAAGCUAUCGGCAACGACACACCUACCUAUGACAAUGUGAUGGGCAUCAAGUACCUGGACGACACUCUCAGAGAGACGCUUCGCAUGUUUCCACCUACUCCUAUGCUUACCCGCAGUGCUCUCGAAACCCGAACAAUAAAAGGCUUGACCAUAGAGGCCGGAAGCACCGUUGGCGUUGCCUCUGCUGCCUUCAUGCAGGAUGAAGAGAUCUUUCCUGAACCUGACAAGUUCAUACCAGAGAGAUUUGACGACGACAACAUUCCGACCAUAGUACGCGAGUUGGCCUUCGGGAUGGGCCCUCGUCAGUGUAUCGGCAUGAGACUGGCGCUGUAAGAGGCCAAGAUGGCCGCCGUCACCAUCAUCCGACGUUUUAGUUCCUUAAAGUACCAGAGACACUUGACACGAUUGUACUAAACAACACCGCAGGGCUAGCCACCCCUGUCAAGCCUAUCUUUGUGAAGACGGAGCUUCGCAGCAACCACUAAACCUGUCAAAGAGACAACAGACACGAAAGAAAUCCUGCUCAAAGCUCUCUGUAUCAAGAGAAAAGAACAUCAAUAUCAAGUUUUCUAAUGCCUUUAGCAGAUCCAUUGACUUUUUUGAAAUGUUCAAACAGAGGCGUGUCAUCAGUACUCAAAACAAAAAUUAGUUUAUGUUACACCAGAAUAUUAAAUUCUAAUUAUCUUUUCAGUUUUACACUUUUUAUAUACCCAGAGAAACUAAAAGUAUCAUCAUCGUCAACAACAGCAUCAGCAGUCAUUAUAAAGCGUAUAUUCAAAAUGUACGAGGCUCAUCUACUCAGAUAUGUUAUCAUGUGCCUACAUUAUUUCACUUUCCUCUUCAUUGGUGUCACAUAGUAUUUCCACUAAUCACUCUUGUCACAGGGUUUGAUAAUGUGUACAUGGAACGAAUUCCUUACCUUCGUCUGGAGUGCGUAUUUAAAUUACAUAAGUAUGCAAAGUGAAUCCUGGUUACUCGGAUUCCAUAAACUAUUUUUGUACUUUUAUUACUAAAACCAAACGUCGCACAGGACAUUCCUUGACUUACAUGUUUACUCAAAUAAGUGUUUUACUUUUCUCAGCAUAUUCAAAAAAGAUACUUUACUAUAUGUGUGUGUGAGUUUGCUUAUUAUUCUUUGAAAUGUUGAUAAACUUUACACCUGGCGCAAAGGUGAUAUUUUUAGCCUAGUCGCUAUUAAAAGUGAAAGGACAAGCUGCGUCUAGGUACACGAACAUGAGGCAGUUAUAAUAACCCUGACUGAAGCAAAUCGCAUGUUCCACUUGUAGUCUGAACCAGUUUGCAGCAGAACGAGUAUGUUCUCGCCCUCACAUAGUGCUAGAGAGUUUACAUCUUGUCUUAUACUUGUGUCAACUGCUUUGAGUGACAGUCAAAUGGAGAUCAAUUUUUGCCUGCCUCUUUAUUCUUGCUGAUUGGCUUGCUCGUGUAAAUUAAAGUAUACACACAUAAUAUAAAAGCAAUUAAAUUUAUUAACUUAAUUAACUUAA
Messenger RNA from Pomacea canaliculata, 2816 nucleotides. RefSeq names its product cytochrome P450 3A6-like. The coding region runs from base 247 to 1644 and encodes 465 amino acids. The record is from RefSeq and is a predicted model, not a curated record. Gene Ontology annotation, molecular function: oxidoreductase activity, acting on paired donors, with incorporation or reduction of molecular oxygen; heme binding; steroid hydroxylase activity. NCBI's taxonomy places the organism in Eukaryota, Metazoa, Mollusca, Gastropoda, Architaenioglossa, Ampullariidae. The transcript has 14 exons.